AUGGAGGACUCCGUAGACUGUCCCCUAUGCUGCACGGAGCUGGACGUCACCGACCGGGCCAUUCAGUACUGCGAAUGCGGAUACCAGAUGUGCCUGUGGUGCUACCACCACAUACUGGAGGAGGCGGCCAAGGCCAGCCUGGCGGCACGCUGCCCCAACUGCCGCAGCGAGUACGACGAGGAGAAGAUCCAGAUGCAGCACAUUGACGCGGAGCAGCUGGAGGAGGAGAAGCGCAAGCUCAAGGAGAAGGACAAGCCGGGCAAGAGCGGCAGCGGCACGCGCAUCAACAGGGCCAACCUGACGAACAUGCGCGUGGUGCAGCCCACCCUGGUGUACGCUGUGGGCCUCAGCCUGGAGAUCUGCCACGAGGAGGCGCUGCGCGAUGCCCAGUACUUUGGACAGUUUGGGCGAACCGUCAAGAUAUCGGUCAACCCGCGGCGUGCAGGG
Molecule: messenger RNA, 447 nt
Organism: Chlorella variabilis
Lineage: Eukaryota; Viridiplantae; Chlorophyta; Trebouxiophyceae; Chlorellales; Chlorellaceae
Exons: 4
Biological process (GO): protein ubiquitination
Cellular component (GO): CCR4-NOT complex
Molecular function (GO): ubiquitin-protein transferase activity
Source: RefSeq, a predicted model, not a curated record